AUGCCCAACCUAACACGACGCGAGGGGGCCGCGGCCUGCGCCAUGCGGAGCGCCGGGCGAGCCGCGCGGCGCACGGCGGCGGCCGCCUCGCUGGCCGGCCUGCUCCCCACGGCCCUGCAGGGCCUCCCGUGCGCCGCGGGGGCCGAGCGGCCCGGCGGGGUUUUGCUCGGCUCCGACGUGCUGGGGCCGCUCUGCUUCGACGAGGACCUGCAGGGGCCAGACGGCGCCCGGGAGAUGCGCGAGGCGUGCUGUGGGGGCGGGCAGAGUGCCUCGUGCUGGGACGGCUUCUACAGCCCGGAGCGCUGCUGCCGGGGCGGCGACGGCGCCUUCCGCGCCCGGGCGCAGCUCGCCCGCGAGCGGCUGGUGCGGUGCAUGCGGGGCGAGGAGGGGGAGAUAGAGUCCGCGGGGUUCUUCGAGAGGGCGACCCACUACUCCGUCCGGCCGGACCAGAAGCUGGGCCGGGCCGCGUGGUGCACGGCGCGGCGGGCCGACGUGAGCUCGGCGCUCGACCUGUACGCGGGAGAGGGGGGCGGCGUCGAGCUAUUGGCCUCUGGGCUCCGCGGCACUCCAGGGGGCCGGGUGCUGACCUUCGAGUACACAGCCUCGACGGGGAGGUCGGGCAGCUCCUGCGGGCGCGGCUGGAGCCCUACGGCCUGCGGGUGCUGCGGCCGCCGCUGGAGAGGCCCGAGGAGGCCGCCUGCGGGACCGCCGCGGUGA
Messenger RNA from Prorocentrum cordatum, 717 nucleotides. NCBI's taxonomy places the organism in Eukaryota, Dinophyceae, Prorocentrales, Prorocentraceae. The record is from the annotation of a GenBank genome assembly.